AUGGACCAAAUUCGAAAAAUUUAAUAAACUUAAGACUUUCCCAGUGGACAUUAAAGGGCUAUUUAUUGUAUUUGUAGUUUCUAAAACAAUUCUAAAAUAGCUACUGGAGGUGAAGAUAAUACCAUUAGAUUAUGGGAUUUGUAAAAUAUGGAAUGUUAUUUGAUAUUAAAAGGUCAUACAGAUGGAAUUAGGGAUUUAAUAAGUCUCCCUAAUGGGUAUUUAAUAAGUGCAAGUUACGAUAAAACUAUUAAAAUGUGGAAUAUUCCUUAAUAAUUAGCUAAAUAGGAUGAAAUAGCAAGGUCUAUUAUUGCCAAAAUGGAGUCUCAUUUUUCAUAAAUUACAAAAGUAGCACUUUUCGCAGAUAAGGUUAUAGUCAGUUCUAGUGCUGAUGGAACAGUGAAAUUCUGGGAUUUGAAUAUAAAGUAGUGUGUACAUAGUUUGGAAGGACAUAAAGGACCGUGUAUUUCUGUAAAAUAUGUUCAAGGAAAUUGCAUGUAAAUCGCAUAAGAAUUCAAAUGUACAUAUAAAAUGAUGAAAUGUACUGAUAAUGAUAACGGAGAAUGUGAAUGUGAAGAUGGAUCUAUUUGCAAAUGGACUAAUAAAAAAGGAGAUGAUAAUUGUCCUUGUGGAAAGCCUUAACCAAGAAGAAGAAGAAGAAGAGUUGGUGAUUUAUGA
Messenger RNA from Ichthyophthirius multifiliis, 675 nucleotides. RefSeq names its product WD40 repeat protein. Gene Ontology annotation, molecular function: protein binding. The record is from RefSeq and is a predicted model, not a curated record. The transcript is spliced from 3 exons. NCBI's taxonomy places the organism in Eukaryota, Ciliophora, Oligohymenophorea, Hymenostomatida.